AUGUCAUAUUUAUGGGUCACUCCAAGUAGCGCCACCAAGCGGAUAUUCUGUCAAUAGUGGAAAUUCUAGGUGUCAAUAGCUUUGACGCGAUUUGAGCUCUCAAACUUGUCGAUUAUUUUGGGGCGUUUUUGUUUAUUUUUAUUUCGAUUUCACAUUUAUAUAAAACAGACUUCUACGUACCAAAUAAGAAUGGCUGAUACUUUGAUCCACGUCACACACAUAGAAGAUGCCAUGCAACUCCAAGGACCCUGUUUGUACUUUUGGGGUACACUCGAUAACAAUCUGUAUCUUCUUAUGGAGCGGUUCUUGGAAACAUUCAGAUCCGUUUUGGAAAGAACUUAUCCACCCCCAAGUGUUAAUGUACUGGCAGGAAAUGGAAUUUGUUGUGUGCUAAUUGGCCAUCAGUGGUAUCGUGCAAGAGUUCCUUCACUGGUCUUGGAUGUCAGUGGAAAGCUUGAGGUUGUCUGUAUUGAUAAUGGAAAGACACAUUCUGUCCCUCUCUCCUCAGUUCGAAAAUUGGACACUGCUAUUCCUGGAUCCAUAGCAGAGAACAUUAGAAAAUGGCGACCACUAUCCACCAAGUUCAUUUUGGCAGAUGUCUCAGCCCCCAUUGUACCUGGUCGCUCAAAUCGACAGUGGAGUGAAGCAGCUUUAAAUUUUCUGAAAAAACGUGUGCAGAAUCAAAUUUGGAAAGCUGCUUUGUUGGGUGCUUACGGUGAGCAUCUAGGUGUGAGGCUUUUCGAUUCUAACAAUCAGCUGUUGGCCAAGUACCUAGUUGAUAAAAAACUAGCUGUUGCAGCUCAGACUUAUAAAGAUGCCAUCACCAUGUGUGAAGAAUUGAAGAAAAGUGGAGCCAACUCUCGUCUCCCCGAGAUUUUCCCAACUGAAAUUGCUGUACCACCAACUGUUUCUUCAACAACUAAAGUCUCUCUCGAAUCGUCUUCGAAGCCACACAGAAGCUACUUGACCAGAAAACUUCCCGAAGAAGGGCGUCACGAUGUUGUUGUGUCCAACAUGGCCAAUGGACCCUAUAAAUUCGUCAUUCGACUUACUAGAGAGGAAGAAACCCUUCAAAAUCUACGCAAAGCCCUUGAUUCGGUUGCUCCACAUCCCUUCCCAGGAUCUCCCAAAGAAGGUGCCCCAUGUAUUGCGGUGUGCCCAGCUGACAAUUUUUUUCACCGAUGUGUGAUCACAGCCGUGGACGAAUCUGGCCAUCAACCCCUCUUUACUGUUUACUUCGUUGACACCGGAUUCGAGUACCAGCUCAGCCUUGCGUUCCUUUGUGCCAUCCCCAACGAACUGCUGGCCCUUCCACCAUUUGCUUACCAGGUCUCUCUGGCUGGUGUCGAGGAAGUGGCAGAGCUCAGUGGCCUCAACGAAAUAUUCUCAUCGUUGGUGAAAUCUGCUGGAUUCUUGUCGGCCCAAGUUGAAGACCAGCAUAACGUCAACCUCUACGACCACACCGGUCGUAGUUUUCUAGACGUCCUACGCGCAAUCAAAUCGAACCUCCUGGCUACAAUUUUGGGCGUGACAACAAACAGCCCCAACGUCGUUUCGUCCCCUACACGUUUAGCUGAGCAUGUCUCCAAGAAGAAGAAAGUUUUGGCUGUUGAUGAAAGUCUUCGUGCAACCUCUCCAGUUCAAGAUAUUCCACCUAUGGAGACCACUGAUAAGUUAUCAGUCUUUGAGGAAUUUCCGCACCCUGAUGCUUUGGAGAAAAGCUUUCUGACAAAUCCAAAGUUGGAUUCGAUACUUCUUAUGGAUUUAAACUUCGCUCCAGGCCAGCUGAUGUCUUCCACCGCCGUUGCCUCAUAUAUCAAGUCUAAAGAAGAGGUGUGGCUUCAAUUGAGUUUGACAGCUGUUAAUUUACUCAAGGAAGAAAUUGCCAAAAUGGACGUACUUCAGUUGACCCCACUUGAGCCCGAGGUGGGAGUCCACUGCCUGUGUUUUAUCCAGAAAGACAGUGGUUGGUAUCGGGCCGUCGUCAAUUGCGUCCAGGAGGCUCGAGUAUCUGUGACUUUAAUUGAUUACGGUGUGUCUACAUUUGCCGAUGUCGCUGACUUGCGAGAACUUCCACCCAGUCUAGCAAAGCAACCAGGAUUGGCCCUCAAAUGCGCCCUGGAUGGAUCUGAAAUGAGGUACGAGACUUCUCCCACUGACGAGCAAUGCCGAUCCGUAAUAGCCGAUUCGGAACUCCUGUCAGUUGUCUUUGUCCGUCAAUCAGCAUCACACCUUUUUGUCCGGCUAUUUGAUGCUACAACUUGUAUUGAUCUGAACGAGAGAAUGGGUCUCCCCGAGAGAAACCUUUUGGAUUUCUCCGAUCUCAGUGAUACAGAAACAUCUACUGCCAGUAGUGCAAUUCCCCUAACUAAUUCUCUAGUAACUGAUUCCAUGGAUAUUGACUUAUUUGUUCCCAUUUUGUCGGAUGUGUCUAUAUCCCCGAAUACCGUCUAAUUGAUUGGGUGGUAGCCAAGAGUAUGUUUCUGUGUUUUGUUUUCUUUUAAAGUUCAACUCUUGCCAUUAAAAACGCCGUCGUCUUUAAUGAACAGUUAAAUUAAAUUUUAGAGAAACUUGUUCUUAUUGAAAAUGAAUUGAUUUUGCCAUUUCGAUGCUUGGUGCCAAAAUUUUGACGCAAUAAAUGUGUUGCCCCUGUUGAAAA
Messenger RNA from Daphnia pulicaria, 2659 nucleotides. Its product is annotated as tudor domain-containing 6-like. NCBI's taxonomy places the organism in Eukaryota, Metazoa, Arthropoda, Branchiopoda, Diplostraca, Daphniidae. Bases 190 to 2454 code for a protein of 754 amino acids. The record is from RefSeq and is a predicted model, not a curated record. The transcript has 3 exons.